This is a messenger RNA of Mustela lutreola (European mink), 4893 nucleotides long. RefSeq names its product multivesicular body subunit 12B (gene MVB12B). The coding region runs from base 153 to 1067 and encodes 304 amino acids. The record is from RefSeq and is a predicted model, not a curated record. NCBI's taxonomy places the organism in Eukaryota, Metazoa, Chordata, Mammalia, Carnivora, Mustelidae. Gene Ontology annotation, cellular component: late endosome; ESCRT I complex. The transcript has 10 exons. Gene Ontology annotation, biological process: regulation of epidermal growth factor receptor signaling pathway; virus maturation; viral budding.
GUUAGAGUCAUUUGGCUUCUGACGGGGAGAGUGGUCCAGACCAAGUGCAGGAGGCCCCAGGAUGCCGUUCUGAGGUUCCAUAGCGGACGCCUCUCCGCCUGGGGACUGUCCUCCAUGAGUAGCUCCAGGAGCCGGCUGGCCUUGGGUGCUACAUGGACUCAGGCCAUGGCCUGCCAUCUCCCGAGGAGGACCAAUCCACCAUGCCUGAAGUCAAAGACCUUUCAGAAGCUUUGCCAGAGACAUCGAUGGAUCCCAUCACAGGAGUGGGGGUGGUGGCUUCUCGGAACCGAGCCCCAACAGGCUAUGAUGUAGUGGCACAGACAGCAGAUGGUGUGGAUGCUGACCUCUGGAAAGACGGCUUAUUUAAAUCCAAGGUUACCAGAUACCUGUGUUUCACGAGAUCAUUUUCCAAAGAAAAUAGUCAUUUAGGGAACGUGUUAGUGGAUAUGAAGCUCAUUGACAUCAAGGACACUCUGCCUGUAGGCUUCAUCCCAAUUCAGGAGACGAUGGACACACAGGAAUUGGCUUUUAGAAAAAAGAGGCUGUGCAUUAAAUUUAUCCCACGGGAUUCAACUGAAGCCGCAAUCUGUGACAUUCGGAUCAUGGGCCGGACCAAGCAGGCCCCUCCUCAGUACACAUUUAUCGGGGAACUGAACAGCAUGGGGAUCUGGUACCGAAUGGGCAAAGUACCGAGGAACCAUGACUCAUCUCAACCCACAACGCCUUCCCAGUCAUCAGCUGCUUCCACCCCGGCCCCCAACCUCCCCAGGCACAUCUCACUAACGCUUCCUGCUACCUUCCGAGGCAGGAACAGCACUCGGGCUGACUAUGAGUACCAGCACUCCAAUCUGUAUGCCAUAUCAGCAAUGGACGGUGUGCCUUUCAUGAUCUCAGAGAAGUUUUCCUGCGUUCCAGAAAGUAUGCAGCCCUUUGAUCUCUUGGGAAUCACCAUCAAAUCUCUGGCAGAAAUUGAAAAGGAGUAUGAAUACAGCUUCCGCACGGAGCAGAGCGCGGCCGCCCGGCUCCCGCCCAGCCCCACCCGGUGUCAGCAGAUCCCCCAGUCCUGAGGGGCCGGCCACCACCCUGUCCCCGUGGGGAGAAGACGCAGCUGCCCAGACUACUGAACGCCCCUCCCUCGCCCAGGCCUUCCUGCCCACCCUUCCCUACCGGCCCACCGUGGGGCUCACCCGGGAGACUCUGGGCAGCUGGGCUCUGACCUCCUUGGCCCUCGGCCUGCCUAACGGGACACCCCCGCCUCCCUGGGGACACUGUUCAUAAUCGCCACUAAUCUGUGUUUGCUGUAGUGACCAACAGCUCUUAACGUGUCUGUGUGACGACCGGCCCUCCUACAAAUGACCCUACCCACCCCGGGAGUCACCCCGAGGGCCCCGCACGUGUGCUGGAGCUGCCCAGUGACACCGCCGACUCCCUUUCCUCCUGACUGUUGCCUGCCACAGAGCUAUCCACAUCCUUCUGGAAGGCCCAAAGGUGGGUGGCAACUGAGGCCUCCCCGAGGGCCCCAGACUCGGGGCUGCCAUGGAACAAGUCCCUCACGCCAGCGGCAGCGAGUGCCCUGAGCAUCUCACGGCGACGCGGACGACACGGGGGAGGAAGAAUCCUGUGGUCCCAGAGUGACCCCAAGCCCAGGUUCCUGCCCACUGGCAGCCACACCUCAGACUCCACCCCCAAGCCACACACUGGACACACCACGGUCAGGGAGAGGACGCCCAGUGGCCCGCACCGAGGACUUGCCUUCGGGGUGAGAGGGCGGAGGGCCCUGGUGCUUGCUCGGAGCGCGGUCGCUGCCCAGGACACUGUGCUCCCCCGCCACACGCCCCCAUUCCUCCCAAAGGGCUCAUCUCUGCCACGCCCAUGUGCCAACUGCCAUGCCAGCUGCCUCGGCCCCAUGCCCUGCCCCAGGGACAGGCCCGCCACAAGUGAGGAGACGCUCAGCCAGCGGCCUGCCCCAGAGGCACACGGGGACACUGUCACCCUGGUCCUCAGAGCCAGGAGGCAUCGCGACGCACUCCACAAACAGCAAUGUUUGUUUUAGAAAGUCCGUCUGAACCAGGCCACCGAGCUGGGACCAGUGUAGACCCGUCCACCACAACUGGCUAGCAGACGCACAGGCUCUUCUCACCACGCCGGCCGCCGAGCUCAGCUCCACGUGUGUUUGCCAUGAGAACGGGGCUGCCCCCGUCCCUGGGGGCUCAGGCCCUCCCCCCGGUGGCCUGCCUGGUCUAGCUCUCGGGAUUUGUCCUGAAUCAAUUCCACAGAAUGUUGGUAUCUCCCCUCUGAGCGGGGGGGGUGGGGGGGGGGUGUCCCCUGAUGGCUGGAGCUUUGGACGUGAGGCUUGCCAUGUGUCUGGAGAGUGGGGAGGGUCCCCCAACACAAAGAGAGCACGGGAGAGCCACGGCCACGGCCGGGGACGGAGCCUGCCUCCCCAGGGCGCCCGGGACGUUUCUGAACGGGCCAACACCUUGAGGAGGGUGGCCGCCGGCUAAGCAGUGGGGCGGGCCAAAAUACCUCAUGUACCUUCAUUGGCGCUGCCGCCUCAAGCAGCUCCCCUCCUCCCGGUCGCCUGUUGAUGUUCAUCCAAAACCUCCUGAUCUCUGUGCAUUAGAGAAGUGCUUGCCUCUGCCUGCCUCUGCCCGGACCUGAGGAUGUCCCCAGUGAGGCCGGCCUUCCUGGUCCCCCACGGCAGAGUGGGUGGAACCCCCAGGGGCCACGGGCUGGAGCCAGCAGUCCGUCUGCGGGCCUUCUGGGACUGGUGCUUAACCAGGAGAGGACAGAGCUGUUGAACUGGUCUCAGAGGCACCCACUGACAUAAGCCGGUCGUGAUUCUGGGGAGUUGGAACCCCAUGUCUACUGCGUUUUGCCUGGGUGGCUCGUCCAAAACCAAGUGACCCAUGUGACCCAAAGCCCAACAGAGAGGGGCGACCCCCAUUACUCCUCUUCCCUUGGUUCGUGCACUUUGCUUGUGGCCUAAUUGUGAGGUUGUCAUCCGACAGCACCUGGCGGCCCUUGUCCCUGACUGACAAGCAAGCAUUUUAGCGGAGAGUCCCAGAGACAAGCAUGGGGGAGCCGGAGUCCAGGUGCAGGACGGCAGAGCCGGGCGGGGGGGCGGGGCUGUCCAGGAGGAGGCGGGCGCUUGCCCUCCCGAGCCCCCGGGGCUGUCCUGCAGCCAGGGGACCCAUGGAGGGCAAGGCCGGGCUGCACCGGGAAGAGGGCAGACCUGCUGGGCUCGGCCGGGCUGCGGCCACCUUGACAGCACCGUAGACGGAAGCUACUUGUGACAGUGACUGUGUGUACCCCUGAACCACAGCUUAAACAAGUGAUGCAAUGACCGUGGUAGGGAAAGGCUGCUGUCAGGGGUAGACUGCAGGCUGCUCCUAGCCCCUUUCCUUGCCUCCUGAGAGGUGGGGGUCAAGCAAGCACGUGGCGGUAGGCUGGGGGUGCGCGUGGGGCUCAUGAGGACCGCAGGACAGCCGGACCCCUGGCUCGUGCCUGGGAGGGAGCGUUUCUUCACCAACCCUGGGGCCACGUGGGGAGGGGAGGGGGAGGGUCCUCGGAAGCAUGAAGGGCAGCGGCCUGGCCCCCCGCCCCCGCCCCCGCCCCCGCCCGGGCCCCGGCCCCGGCACUCCCUGCUUCCGUCCCUCCUCAAAAAGACUAACCAGAGCACAGUUUUCCUGUUGUCUUUCCUUUUCCCCCUGAAAAUGCACAGUCUCCCUCCAAAGCCCUUGGACAUGGCACAAAGGUAGUAAGGAGUAAGUUGUUGGCUGCACGUUCACUCGCGAAGUCAAAGUCGUAUCAAGGCUUUUUUCCCACCCCGAGUCCGGGAACUAAUCUGGGCCACAACCCUCUCCCGCUCGGAGAGCUGGACAGCCGAGUGGGUGGCGGAGGAAACAGGUUACAGCCCCCACACCUGUCCCCCCAGCCAGAGGAGGGCAGCUGCCGGCGCCUCCCUCGCUGGGAGUCCUGACUGGGGUCCAGCUGGCGGCAGGACGACCCCAACAGUUGCCUCCCCGGCCCGGUGUCCUGCGGAAAGGCGGCGGGAGCAGAGGCCAGCAAGGAUUCACCCGCGCCAGAACCCCUGCUCCUCGCCAGCCACCGGGCCGGCACCGUAAGCACAUUUUCUCCUGUUAUUCCCCUUAAAAAACAAACCCCCAGAAGUGGAUGUCCGUCACUCCUUGUUACAAAGGAAGAAGCGGAGGCCCGUCUGUGAGCACAAGGGGUCAGUGGCAGGGAUGGGGUCCGGAGCCGCGUCUCAUCUCGGAGCCACCCCGCCAGGGGGCCCGGCCCAAGCACAUGCCUCGCUCUGACCCUUCUGUCUCCUGCCCCGUGAAGACUUCCUGGCACCACCAGCCUCCCUGGUUCUAGCGUGAUUGGCCGCCCCUCCAGGGCGCCAUGGUGCUCAGCCUGCCCAGUCGCUCCACCCUGACGACGAGGGCCCCCCGGACCCCCGGGGAGCCUGAGGGCCAAGGAGGGCCUUGACACGGCAGCCACGUGCCUGCUCAGGGGGGCAGAAGCCGAGCUCAUUUGACUCAGGCCACGAUCCACCGGGACACCGGGGCCUCUGGGCCUGGAGGCGGCCGCCGCGUGCCCAACCCCCAGCCCGGCACCCCUGGGUUGGCCCCUCUGUCUUCACCUGUUCCCAUGCGGCCUGGGAGUGGCUGUCACCACCCUGCAGCAGGGCUUCCGUUCUCCCAGCAGAAGGCCCGGGAGCUGCCCUGGGACCGCACGGGGCCUGGGACAGGCUGCUGUGUACCGGCAGAGGAACGACGCCCUUACUGUAUUUAUUUGAGGUGACUCCUGUAUUUGGCAAAGGGAAGUUUCACUGUGUGAUUGUCUGUCUUAAUAUAAUUUGUUAAAUAAAUGUUUGUUUUAACCUUU